Camelina sativa (false flax) is the source of this 492-nucleotide messenger RNA. Its product is annotated as putative E3 ubiquitin-protein ligase RHA1A. Gene Ontology annotation, molecular function: ubiquitin protein ligase activity. Lineage: Eukaryota; Viridiplantae; Streptophyta; Magnoliopsida; Brassicales; Brassicaceae. The record is from RefSeq and is a predicted model, not a curated record. Gene Ontology annotation, biological process: ubiquitin-dependent protein catabolic process. Gene Ontology annotation, cellular component: nucleus.
CAAAACACACACGCCUCUCUUCACUCUUGUUAAAUUGAUAACGGCCAGACCAAAUUGCAGAGAGAAUUAAACAAAAGAAGAAGAUGAAGGUUCUAGAGAAGUGGUUGGCCUUGAUGUACCCAAGAGUGCAAGAAGGAAGAGAGGAAGAGUGCUGUAGUGUGUGUCUGAUGAGAAUGGAGGAAAAAGAUCAUGUCAAGUCUCUACCUUGUUCCCAUGAGUUCCAUAGUCUCUGCGUCGAUACAUGGUUCAAUGUCAGCCGCAAGAUUUGCUGUCCUCUUUGUCGCUUUUCGCCUGCUACCAUUCUCCUCACGGAUGAACUUCUCCUCUGGUUCUCCUCUUUCCAUUUCUGAUUCCUUCCUGUUUUUUUUCUUCUUCUUGGGAUUUAAAACACCUUUUUCUCUAUGUAAUUCCCCUUGAUUCUCAGAACAAAAAAGAUGAGAAAGUCUUGUAAAUAAAUUGUUAAUUGCCAAUUUUACAUCUUCUUGAUCACAA